AUGGCUGAAACUGGAGCGGAGGGUAAUGCGAUUAGUAUCGGGGAUGACGGAAAGGAGCCGAAUGACGCAGAGGAGUCUAGAGAGACUAAAGACGCAAGAGACUUAGUGGAGAUUAAGAUCGUCGACGAUAAAGCAGGGGGGGUAGUAGGCGACGAGAAGCAGAAGGCGGCAGGGGGAAAGAAGCGGAAGAAGAAGCGCCUGGCGGGGCGGAAAUGGGCGGUUUUGCUUGUCGGGAUGCGGGGGGAGGCGGAGCUGCUACAGUGCACGAAGCAGGCCAUCAUGCGCCGCGUGUCGGUCCCCGCGCGCGAUCUCCGCUUAAACGGCCCGUUGCUGUCCUCCGCCGCCGCGAUUCUCGGCAGGGAGGGGUGCAUGAUGGUGAACCUGGAGCAUGUGAAGGCCAUCGUGUCAGCGCAACAGGUGCUGCUUUUCAACCCCUCCUCGCCGCCCGUUGCCGCCUUUGCCGCCCACCUGGAACGAGUGCUUGCCAUGGGGCCUGAACCGGCACAGACAGAGGUGCAGACGACGAUGCAGGAGCAGGCACGGACACACGAUCUUGUGGAAUCACACACGCGGGCAGAGGCGGAAGUGGGGAGGGAUGAGGCACAGGCACGGACGCACGCUAUUCUAGAGGAGGUGGUGAGCAGGAGGCUGGAGGGGGAGUGCCGCGAGCUGGAGAGGGAUGCGUAUGCUGCACUUAAUGCACUUGCCAGGGCUGUCAGCACGGCGGGUCUGGAGGCCGUGAGAGGGGUGAAGAACCGGCUGACAGUGCUGACCUCCCGCGUGCAGAAGAUUCUAGAGGAGGAAAUGAGCAGGAGGCUGGAGGGGGAGUGCCGCGAGCUGGAGAGAGACGCGUAUGCGGCUCUGAAUGCACUGGCCCAGGCUGUGAGCACGGCAGGCCUGGAGGCCGUGAGAGGCGUGAAGAACAGCAAGGAGCUCACUCUAGAAGCAGUGGUGAGCCGGAAGCUGGAGGGGGGGUGUCUGGAGCUGGAGAGAGACGCGUAUGCGGCGCUGAAUGUGCUUGCCAGGGCUGUCAGCACGGCGGGUUUGGAGGCGGUGAGAGGCGUGAAGAAUAGGUUGACCGUGCUGACUUGGCGCCUGCAGAGGGUGAGGCAGAGGGUGAGGCAGAGGGUGAGGCAGAGGGUGAGGCAGAGGGUGAGGCAGAGGGUGAGGCAGAGGGUGAGGCAGAGGGUGAGGCAGAGGGCGCGGGACGAGUUGGGGCAUCUGCUGGACAUGACAGACCUCUACCCCACACUGCGUUGCUGCUUUCUUACACUAUUUUGCUCCCCUCCCUUUCCCUGUGCCUCCUCUGCCCUCAUUCCUGCAGGCGCGGGACGAGUUGGAGCAUCUGCGGGACAUGGCAGACCAUUACCUUUACCUCUACCUUCACACUGUGCUGCCCUUGUGCUCCCUCUACCCUUUCUCUCUGUCCUUCCCAUUGUCCCCCUUCCUUGUUCUGCCUCGGUGCAGCCCGCUGCUGCUGGGCCUGCCUUUCCCCCUACCUUCCCCCCUAGUUUUCCACCUGUGACCGUCUCUAGUCACAGGGGCUCCCUCACUCACUCCCCCACACACUCCCUCACGCACUCCCUCACUCACUCGCUCCCUUACUCGCUCACUCACUCGCUUUCCUUCCUCCCUGUCACCGGCCGAAGCUUCCGCAGCUCUGGCAGAGGCGCAUGGGGGGGAAUGGGGGGAACGCCGAGGGGGGGAAUGGGGGAGGGGUCGGGGAGCAGUGUGAGUUCGAGUGUGGUGAGUGUGGGAGGAGGGGAGGAUGUGGAGGAAUUGGAGAUGCUUUUGGAGGCGUAUUUCACGCAAGUGGACCGACUCCUGAAUGACUUGACAGCGCUCCAUGAGUACGUGGACGACACGGAAGACUAUCUCCAUGAGUACGUGGACGACACGGAGGACUAUGUGAACACGCAGCUGGACUACCGCAGGAACCAGCUGCAGGGGAUGCAGGUGCGUGGUGCUGAUGACGUGGCAGGAGUGACUGACGUGGCAGGAGUGACUGACGUGGCAGGAGUGACUGGCGUGGCAGGAGUGACUGGCGUGGCAGGAGUGACUGGCGUGGCAGGAGUGACUGGCGUGGCAGGAGUGACUGGCGUGGCAGGAGUGACUGACGUGGCAGGAGUGACUGGCGUGGCAGGAGUGACUGACGUGGCAGGAGUGACUGACGUGGCAGGAGUGACUGGCGUGGCAGCUCAUCCUGGGGUGCUGAUAACAGCAACAGGCACAGUCCUGUCUAUCAUCAUUGUGAUCAUAGCAGCCUUCUCAAUGAACCUCCCCAACUUCCUCUUUGAGACGGACGGCCAGUUCCUCCCCGUGCUGCUGCCCCUGCUCAGCACUGGUGCCGCUCUUCUGGGUGGUUUCAUAUACUACACCUGGUAUUUCCAAAUAAUCACCUGA
Molecule: messenger RNA, 2403 nt
Organism: Closterium sp. Naga37s-1
Lineage: Eukaryota; Viridiplantae; Streptophyta; Zygnematophyceae; Desmidiales; Closteriaceae
Source: the annotation of a GenBank genome assembly